UAAAAUGGUGUGGACAAAGAGAUACUUGGAGAUACUCUGAAAUUAAUUAUCACUAUCAUGGUUUUGUGUGCAUUGCCUUUUCUUUGCCAAACUUGGCAGGUUAAGUUGGUCAACAUCAACAAUAUCGCUACCUGUGGUGCUUCUAAAACAUGAUUAUCAGGUUCCCAACUCUGUUGGUGACCUUUGUUCGUACACACUCUUGGUCGAAAUACAGUAUCAGUAUUUGUUAUCCAUUCAGCUGAUCUGUCUGUCAGUGUGCUCCAUAGUGGCUGACCACCAUGGCACUGAAUAUCCCUGGUGUGGUUGCGGUGGUGGUGUUCUACAUCCUUAUUUUGGGGACAGGGGUGUGGGCCGCCCGAAAGUCCAGGCAGGCUGAGAGGAAGAGCCAUGGAGACAGGACCGAAGUGGUGCUCCUUGGAGACAGGAAUAUCAGCUUGCUGGUUGGGGUUUUCACCAUGACUGCUACGUGGGUCGGAGGUGGUUUUAUCCUGGGUAUAGCUGAGGCAGUGUACACUCCUAAAAUGGGUUUGAUAUGGGCUCUUAUGCCUAUACAGUACUCUGUGUCUUUCAUAAUAGGUGGUCUCUUCUUUGCCAAGCCAAUGAGGGACAAGAAGUAUAUCACCAUGAUGGACCCAUUUCAGAUUAAGUAUGGCAGAGUACUGAGUGGCGCUCUAGUACUGCCCUCUGUGCUGGUGGAUGUGCUAUGGGUGUCCUGCACUCUGCUUGGCUUAGGAGCAACUAUGAGUGUGAUACUGGACUUGCCCUAUGUUUAUUCUGCUUGGAUCUCGUCAGCUGUGGCCAUCGUCUACACUUUGUUAGGAGGCCUUUAUUCUGUGGCUUACACUGAUGUCAUCCAGCUCUCUCUAGCUUUCUUCAGUUUGUGGCUGUGUGUUCCCUUCCUUCUGCUCAGCCCUACAUCUGCAAACAUUGCCCACACUGCUUUCAACCACACAUUUCAAGAACCCUGGAUCGGCACUCUGGAGCAGGACAAAGUUUGGAAGUGGAUUGAUGACUUUCUAAUGCUGGGUCUUGGCAGUGUCUCAUUUCAGAGUUUCCACCAGAGGACGCUGUCUGCCUCCUCAUCACGAACAGCCCAGUUAACUUGCUACGCUGCUGCUCUUGUCAUUGCUAUACUGGGAAUCCCCUCCAUUUUGGUCGGGGCUGUCGCUGCCUCCACAGACUGGAACCUGACGCUGUACGGCUCUCCACCUCCACAUUUACGUGGUGAACACAGUUUGGUCCUUCCCCUAACCCUACAAUACCUCACUCCAUCUUACAUCUCAAUCAUUGGAAUUGGAGCUGUGGCUGCUGCUGUCAUGUCAUCCACAGACUCUGGCUUGUUAUCUGCAACUUCUGUUUUCUCGUCAAACAUCUACAAGAAUGUCCUGCGUAAACAGGCUUCAGACUAUGAAAUGCAAUGGGUGAUUCGUGUCACAGUGGUGGUGGUUGGUCUGGUCGGGACAUCCAUAACGUUCUACACCAACAGCACCCUGGUCCUCUGGAUUCUUGGAGCAGACAUUUCCUACACCCUUAUGUUCCCACAUCUCGUCUCUGUGCUUUUUUUUAAAGUGACAAAUGGUUAUGGUGCCAUGGCGGGCUACGUCAUAGGGUUGACUGUAAGGAUUCUGUUGGGAGAAAACGCUGUAGGGCUUCCUGUUGUUCUUCAUCUUCCCGGUUGCACGUUGGAAAAUGGCAUCUAUGUCCAAAAGUCCCCUAUCAGAACAGUGUCCAUGCUCUGCACCCUGAUAACCAUCUUAUUUUUUUCUGCACUGGCUUUGUUCAUGUUCAACCAUGGCCUGCUGCCUGAAAGGUGGGACAUUUUCAAAGUAAAACAUAACAUUACUGUAUCACCAGCAGAUGCUGUCCCACAAAAUAUCAAAGACGAAGCUGGAAGUGAUGCUGAGUGUGAUGAUAACCAACAUGGAGUUGCCUUACAGCCAAUGUUGCAGACUGAAUCGUAACCUUUUGUUUUUUCCUUUUGUUAAGCUGCUGGCCUGCUUUUUAUUAUGAUCCUAAUAACUGCGUCCUUUUAGAGAAACUGCAAGUUGAAGUUGUUUUCACUUGAAGUGGCUAACUGCUAAUGGUUGCUGAUGAGGUAUUUUUCACUCUUAGAAACUUUUAUUUUCCUUCACUGUAAAUAUACUGUAUGUUGUAAAUAUAUUUUGUCUUUUGAAAGUUACAUGAAAAGGUGAUUAUCUCAAAAAACUGGAGAUCACACAAAAUACAAAAGGUAUCAUACUUUCAA
Messenger RNA from Lates calcarifer (barramundi perch), 2245 nucleotides. Its product is annotated as high affinity choline transporter 1-like. NCBI's taxonomy places the organism in Eukaryota, Metazoa, Chordata, Actinopteri, Centropomidae. Gene Ontology annotation, molecular function: choline:sodium symporter activity. Gene Ontology annotation, biological process: acetylcholine biosynthetic process; choline transport; transmembrane transport. Gene Ontology annotation, cellular component: plasma membrane. The record is from RefSeq and is a predicted model, not a curated record.